UCCUUCUAUAAAUAUCCUAAGAACAUCCAAAGUUCAUAGCAGCUUUUGAACUCCCCCUUCAUACUUCUUAGCAUUCCUGUGUAGAAGUCUUGGUCUUGAAAGUGAUAUUCUAAAACAAAACAAAAAAUUUGAAGCAGUAAUGGCUCAGCUCAUUAGCGUUGUCUUGGCUCUUGGUCUUGCUUUCCUGGCCUUUUCUCCGAUUUGUUUUUGUGGCAAGACAACUGGUGGCUACCUCUAUCCACAGUUUUACGAUAAGUCAUGCCCAAAAGCUCGAGAAAUAGUCAACUCCAUUGUAGCCAAGGCAGUUGCUAAAGAAGCUCGUAUGGCAGCCUCAUUACUUAGGCUCCAUUUUCAUGACUGCUUUGUCAAGGGCUGUGACGCAUCAAUAUUGCUAGACAGCACCGGAAGCAUAAUAAGUGAGAAGGGGUCAAAUCCGAAUAGAAACUCCGCUCGAGGAUUUGAAGUAAUUGACGAGAUUAAAUCUGCACUAGAAAAGGAGUGUCCUAAAACAGUUUCCUGUGCUGAUAUCAUGGCUUUGUCUGCAAGAGACUCUACCGUUCUUACUGGCGGUCCUAGCUGGGAAGUUCCAUUGGGAAGAAGGGACUCUAGAAGUGCAAGUUUGAGUGGUUCGAAUAACAAUAUUCCUGCUCCAAACAACACAUUUCAAACAAUUCUUACCAAGUUCAAGUUACAAGGCCUUAAUGUUGUUGAUCUUGUUGCGCUAUCUGGGAGCCACACAAUUGGAAAUGCUCGGUGCACCAGCUUCAGGCAGAGGCUGUACAACCAGUCAGGAAAUGGGAAGCCUGACUACUCUCUUCAACAAUCGCUCGCUGCCCAAUUGCGCAACCGGUGCCCCAGAUCAGGAGGUGACCAGAACCUGUUUUUCUUGGACUUCGCAAGUCCAAAAAAGUUCGACAACAGUUACUUCAAGAACAUAUUGGCUUCAAAAGGACUGUUGAACUCUGACCAAGUUCUCCUGACGAAGAAUGAAGCAUCAAUGGAAUUGGUCAAGAAAUAUGCUGAGAGCAAUGAGCUUUUCUUUGAGCAAUUUUCCAAGUCCAUGGUUAAGAUGGGAAACAUCUCUCCAUUGACAGGUUCCAGGGGAGAGAUUAGAAAGAGUUGCAGGAAGAUUAAUUCUUGAUCAAUUGCGGUACCUAGUUAGAUCUAUGCUUUAAAUAAUUGGUGCUAAAAUGCUUUGUGGCUAAUUGGUACUAAAAUGCUUUGCGGCUGUUUCCUAUUUUAUGGUCGUCUUUCUUGAUGUUCUUUCACGUAUAAAUUUUAUGCCAGCUAAAUUCGAAAACA
This is a messenger RNA of Populus nigra (black poplar), 1302 nucleotides long. Its product is annotated as peroxidase 72-like. The transcript is spliced from 4 exons. The coding region runs from base 140 to 1141 and encodes 333 amino acids. NCBI's taxonomy places the organism in Eukaryota, Viridiplantae, Streptophyta, Magnoliopsida, Malpighiales, Salicaceae. Gene Ontology annotation, molecular function: heme binding; peroxidase activity. The record is from RefSeq and is a predicted model, not a curated record. Gene Ontology annotation, biological process: response to oxidative stress; hydrogen peroxide catabolic process.